UUUUCGCGUGUAUUUUGUACAAUUUUAAAACGUAAAUAUCUCAUUCAAAGUUGCCCGAAUCAUGUCCGAACCAAGCUCAAAGGAUACCGUACUGAAAACGGCAAUGAUUUACGUGUGUGGUGAAUGUCACCACGAGAAUGAAAUGCGUCCCAGAGAUCCGAUCCGUUGCCGGGAGUGUGGCUAUCGUAUUAUGUACAAGAAGCGUACAAAGCGACUUAUCGUCUUCGAUGCCAGAUAGAGAGGACAGCCAGUAGCCGGAUUAUAAAAUCAAACCCAUGCACUAAC
Messenger RNA from Anopheles maculipalpis, 285 nucleotides. RefSeq names its product DNA-directed RNA polymerases I, II, and III subunit RPABC4 (gene Rpb12). Gene Ontology annotation, cellular component: RNA polymerase III complex; RNA polymerase II, core complex; RNA polymerase I complex. The record is from RefSeq and is a predicted model, not a curated record. Lineage: Eukaryota; Metazoa; Arthropoda; Insecta; Diptera; Culicidae. The transcript is spliced from 3 exons. Gene Ontology annotation, biological process: DNA-templated transcription. The coding region runs from base 62 to 238 and encodes 58 amino acids. Gene Ontology annotation, molecular function: DNA-directed RNA polymerase activity; zinc ion binding; DNA binding.